Molecule: messenger RNA, 477 nt
Organism: Pyricularia grisea
Lineage: Eukaryota; Fungi; Ascomycota; Sordariomycetes; Magnaporthales; Pyriculariaceae
Exons: 2
Coding region: 1-477 (158 amino acids)
Biological process (GO): amino acid activation for nonribosomal peptide biosynthetic process; secondary metabolite biosynthetic process
Cellular component (GO): cytoplasm
Molecular function (GO): phosphopantetheine binding
Source: RefSeq, a predicted model, not a curated record
AUGGCUCCGCUGAAGGAGGUGGACAUGCUGAGCGCUUACGACCGCCAGCGCAUCGAAGAGCUAAACGCCAAUCUCCCACAGGCCAAACCGGGUCUCUUCCACGACCUGAUCGCUCGCCACUUUGCAGAGAGACCCGAGCAUGAGGCCAUUUGCGCCUGGGACGGCAGCUUCACCUACUCGCAGGUAGACGAUAUAUCGAGUAGGAUCGCUGCCCAUUUGACUUCCCUCGGUGUUGGGCCAGAGUCGCUGGUGCCCUUUUGCAUCGAAAAGUCCGCCUGGGCCAUCAUAGCCAUGGUUUCUAUAAUGAAGGCCGGGGCUGCGUUCGUCCCGCUUGAUCCCUCCCACCCAGCGGCGCGUCGACAAACCAUCAUCUCCCAGGCCGGAGCUCGUGUCCUCCUGCCAGGCCAGAUACAAAGCCGGAAAAUGCAGUCUACGCCAUUUUUACUUCCGGAAGCACUGGAUUGCCAAAGGGUGUAG